Nycticebus coucang (slow loris) is the source of this 3947-nucleotide messenger RNA. RefSeq names its product discoidin, CUB and LCCL domain containing 2 (gene DCBLD2). Lineage: Eukaryota; Metazoa; Chordata; Mammalia; Primates; Lorisidae. The transcript has 18 exons. Bases 354 to 2630 code for a protein of 758 amino acids. The record is from RefSeq and is a predicted model, not a curated record.
UUGCCAGCUAGCCAGAGCCGCGGGCGAGCGCGGGCGAGCGCGGCUAGCGGGACUCCGGGUGAGGAACGCGGCUCAGGAGGCGCGUCUCCCAGCUCUGCCGUGGCCACUCUUUGCGCUAGAGCACCCGGGUUCCUUCCCUCCCCUCCCCUGCUCUCCGGCCUGGGGUCUCGAGGCGGGGAGCGGAGGGAAGGGACGAAAGAGGAGGAGGCGAAAGCGGGGUGAGGGGCGGAGGGGUCCCGGCGCGAGGCGAGGCGCGCGCUGCCUCUCCCUCUCCCUUCGUAGCCGCCGCCGUCUCCCGGGCUGCCGCGGCCCCGGGGCGCCCGCACUAUGCAGGCGGACUGCCGGCCGCCGCGAUGGCGAGCGGGGCGGUGGUGAGAGACAGGCGCAGCCCGCAGGGUCCCCAAGUCCGGGCCGCGGCUGCCGCCCCCGCGCGGGCCGCGCUCCCCCUCUCCCGCUGCUGCUCCCCGCCUCCCUGCUCCAACUCCUCCUCCAUGCCUCUGUUCCUCCUGCUCUUACUUGUCCUGCUGCUGCUGCUCGAGGACGCGGGAGCCCAGCAAGGUGACGGAUGUGGACACACUGUACUAGGCCCUGAAAGUGGAACCCUUGCGUCCAUAAACUACCCGCAGACAUAUCCCAACAGCACUGUUUGUGAAUGGGAGAUUCGUGUAAAGGUGGGAGAGAGAAUUCGCGUCAAAUUUGGUGACUUUGACAUUGAAGAUUCUGAUUCUUGUCAUUUUAAUUACUUGAGAAUUUAUAAUGGAAUUGGAGUCAGCAGAACUGAAAUAGGCAAAUACUGUGGUCUGGGGUUGCGAAUGAACCAUUCAAUUGAAUCAAAAAGCAAUGAAAUUACUGUGCUGUUUAUGAGUGGAAUCCAUAUCUCUGGACGAGGAUUUUUGGCCUCAUACUCAGUUCUAGAUAAACAAGAUCUGAUUACUUGUUUGGACACUGCAUCCAAUUUUGUGGAACCUGAGUUCAGUAAGUACUGCCCAGCUGGUUGUCUGCUCCCUUUUGGUGAGAUAUCUGGAACAAUUCCUCAUGGAUAUAGAGAUUCUUCGCCAUUGUGCAUGGCUGGUGUGCAUGCAGGAGUAGUGUCAAACAUUUUGGGUGGCCAAAUCAGUGUUGUUAUUAGUAAAGGUAUCCCAUACUAUGAAAGUUCUUUGGCUAACAACAUCACAUCUGUGGUGGGCCACUUAUCUACAAGUCUUUUUACAUUUAAGACAAGUGGUUGUUACGGAACCCUGGGAAUGGAAUCUGGCGUGAUUGCCGAUCCUCAGAUAACAGCAUCAUCUGUGCUAGAGUGGACUGACCACACAGGGCAAGAGAACAGUUGGAAACCUGAGAAAGCUAGACUGAAAAAACCUGGGCCUCCUUGGGCUGCUCUCGCCACGGAUGAGUAUCAGUGGUUACAAGUAGAUCUGAAUAAGGAAAAGAAGAUAACAGGCAUUGUAACCACUGGAUCCACCAUUGUGGAACACAAUUACUAUGUGUCUGCCUACAAAAUUCUGUACAGUGAUGAUGGACAGAAAUGGACCGUGUACAGAGAGCCUGGUGUGGAACAGGAGAAGAUAUUUCAAGGAAACAAAGAUUAUCAUCAAGAUGUGCGUAAUAACUUUUUGCCACCAAUUAUCGCACGUUUUAUUAGAGUGAACCCUACUCAAUGGCAACAGAAAAUUGCCAUGAAAGUGGAGCUGCUGGGAUGUCAGUUUAUUCCUAAAGGUCGUCCUCCAAAACUUACACAACCUCCACCUCCUCGGUAUAGCAAUGACCUCAAAAACACAACAGACCCUCCAAAAAUAGCCAAAGGUCGUGGCCCAAAAUUUACUCAACCGCUUCAGCCUCGCAGUAGAAAUGAAUUUCCUGCACAGACAGAACAAACAACUGCUACUCCAGAAAUCAAAAAUACUACCGUAACUCCAAAUGUAACCAAAGAUGUAGCGCUGGCCGCAGUCCUCGUCCCUGUGCUAGUCAUGGUCCUCACAACUCUCAUUCUCAUAUCAGUGUGCGCUUGGCAUUGGAGAAGCAGAAAGAAAAAAACCGAAGGCACCUAUGACUUACCGUACUGGGACCGGGCAGGUUGGUGGAAAGGAAUGAAGCAGUUUUUCCCAGCCAAAUCAGUGGAACAUGAGGAAACCCCAGUUCGCUACAGCAGUAGUGAAGUUAAUCACUUGAGUCCAAGAGAAGUCACUACAGUGUUGCAAACUGACUCUGCAGAGUAUGCACAACCCCUUGUGGGAGGAAUUGUUGGUACACUUCAUCAGAGAUCUACCUUUAAACCAGAAGAAGGAAAAGAAGCAGGCUACGCAGACCUAGAUCCUUAUAACUCACCGGUGCAGGAAGUUUAUCAUGCCUACGCUGAACCACUCCCCAUUUCUGGGCCUGAGUAUGCAACCCCAAUUAUCAUGGACAUGUCAGGGCACCCCACAGCUUCAGUUGGUCUGCCCUCCACAUCCACUUUCAAAGCUACAGGGAACCAACCUCCCCCUUUGAUGGGAACUUACAACACACUCCUCUCCAGGACUGACAGCUGCUCCUCAGCCCGGGCCCAGUAUGAUACCCCAAAAGGUACAUUAAUGAACUCAAGAGAUGGCUCUCUAAGCCUGACUGGCAAUAACGCAUGGUACUGUUCUUGAAAUAUCUGAUGGCUUGAAAUUUUACUGUCUUUGUGAAAGAUGAAGAGCUGAGCCUGAUUCAAAUGGUUUUUCUGGUUUGUACGUUUUUUUUGUUUGUUUUUUAGUUUGUUUUCAUAUUAGAGGUCUUCUAAUUUGUUUUUGUUUUUUACUAUAAUUCUAUGUCUGAUAUAUAUACAACUUUGGAGACAAUCAAGUAACAACCGAAAAUGUGAAAGUAACCAUUUUUCACAGAAUUCCCUUGAAUGUUUAUUCUUUGCUUGAAGCAUUUAAAACAUAAAGUCACUGGUUUAUUGGAUUAAUUUUUUUUCUGUUAUUGCAGUUAUAGAAAUAGAACCAGACGAGGCAAGUGUGGACAUUAUACGGUUCAUAAAAUUACACUGACUUGGCUGUUACUUGAUCUUAGGAACCAGUGUAGUUAAAGAUAAGAUAUUGUGAAUUCUGAUUUAUAUUUUAUUAGACGCUGUAAAUCUAGAUGGAUCCUGUUGUAUGUGCCGGGGCUAGUCCGGUUAUUUAAGUUCACAUUUCAUUAUUUGCACUUUGCAUUGAACAAUGGGUUUAUUUGCUGAUGGUUUGAGUAGAGAAUUUGUACAGAAAUUAAAAUGAUGAUGUUAUGUAUUCACUUGCCUCUCCCCUCUUCCCCCACCACCUUGGGAGUGGGAAGCAGACGCUCAUCUAAAUAAGAAUAUGGCCACAAAACUGUGGAAGGUAAUAAAGCUUGAACUUCUUUGACUUGGCUUUACAUUGUUACUUGGAGAACAAAAGGGCUAUAGAAACAUCAUGUCAGAUGGGACAGUUAGAAGAAGCCCGAAAAUGUGGGAUGUUGAAAGCUUUUCAUACCAUCUUAAGAGAGCUCAGUGAAGCUCUCUGUACAAAUGUAAUUAUUACUUAAUUAGCUCUGGCUUUUGGUUCUGAACUUGAAGUCCCUAAACUGCAAAAUCUAAUAUGAGAAUUAGAUAGUUAUUAAAGUACUUCUUAUGUCAACUGUGGCACCAAUUCUCAUUUAUUCCAACUUGUGACUAAUUCCUUUUCCUUUUUAUUUGUUUGGCACUGGGAAAAGUGGAAACAAAACAUGUAUUGAAAUACAUAUUGGAAAUAAAAAUGGCUUCAACGUCACUGAUAAUUCUUCCAGAAUGUACUUUUCUUACCUCGUCAUGUACUGUAGUCACUCAGUAUUUGUAUAUGUUGCUAGAGUUUAGAUUGUAUAAAUAGUGAGAUUUUAAUGUGUUAAUGUGUUUUUAAUAAAUUGUAUAUAUGUCUUGCUCAGAUUAUUUGGCUUAAAUAAAACAAACCUGAGGUUUGUAGCUUUUUCUCAUACUA